CGGCGCGGGCGAGCGCGCGGGAAGCGCCGGCGCCCACCAUGGAGGUGAGCCACUCGGUGAAGGAGCGCACCAUCGCCGAGAACAGCCUGGUGAUCCUGCUGCAGGGCCUGCGCGGCCGCGUCACCACCGUGGAGCUACGCGACGAGAGCGCGGCCACGGGGCGCGUCACCAGCGUGGACGCCUUCAUGAACGUGCGCCUGGCUGAAGUGACCUUCACGGACAGGCAGGGAGCUGUGUCCAGCCUGGACGAGCUCUUUGUGACCGGCAGGAACAUCCGCUAUGUGCACAUCCCCGACGAGGUGGACAUCCGGACCACCAUCGAGGAGCAGCUGCAGGCCAUCCACAGGGUGCGCUACUUCGGGGGUCGCGACAAGGGCCGCAGGGAGUUCCUUCAUGACAAGCACAAGUGAGGACCUGGUGCUGCCCACGCCAGCCAGGAUGGACCCAGAAUGGACCUGGGAUGGACAUACCAGCCUUCUCCAUGCCAGCCAACCCGCCCAACACCAUCCAACUAGGAACAUUUUUCUCAAGGGACAUGGGGCUCUGCUGUUCCCCCCACCGGUGCCUGCAGAGGAGCAGGAUUGAUUUUUGUAGUGAAUAACAACAUUUAAAUGCUC
Molecule: messenger RNA, 617 nt
Organism: Catharus ustulatus (Swainson's thrush)
Lineage: Eukaryota; Metazoa; Chordata; Aves; Passeriformes; Turdidae
Gene: LSM10
Product: LSM10, U7 small nuclear RNA associated
Exons: 2
Coding region: 39-410 (123 amino acids)
Biological process (GO): mRNA 3'-end processing by stem-loop binding and cleavage
Cellular component (GO): nuclear body; cytoplasmic U snRNP body
Molecular function (GO): histone pre-mRNA DCP binding; U7 snRNA binding
Source: RefSeq, a predicted model, not a curated record